AUGCUGCAGGAUACAAUUAGUGUUCCCGAUUUGGUUUCAACAAAACUUUUGAAAGAUUUAACAAAACAUACUGGCAAAAAAAUUACAAGUUUCAGUGAUUUCUAUGCUUUGUAUACAACAUUGGAAACUGAAAAAUACCUUAAUCUAACAUUACCAUCAUGGACAAGAAACUUAUAUCCCGAUGGUGAUUUGGGAAAGGGCGCUGCAUUGGCAUAUGAAUUCCUUAUCUACGAGAAAAACGGAGGAAUGCUGAUUAGAAAAUUUGUAAAUGACAUACUAGCUGUAAAAAGUGGAGAGUUGGAAAAAAAAUUAUUCCUCUACAGCGGACACGAUAUUACUGUUGUGGCCGUUUUAAAAACUCUUGGAGUUUACUUUACUCAUGUACCAAAAUUUACAAGUGCAGUUAUUCUAGAAUUGCAUCAAAUAAAAGGAGAUUAUUUUAUCAAGCUUGUCUACUAUUUAGGUGUACCAGAAAAGACAAUGGAUUUAACAAUUCCAAAUUGUAAAACUAUGUGUCCUUUAGAAGAUUUCAUUCGUUUAGUGGAAAGCGUUCUACCUAAAGAAUUGGCCUACUCUUGUUCUCCAUUAGAAUUGAAAGGAAAAAAUACGAUUUAUAAAGAGAAACUUUCGAAAUUCAAGCAAUUAUUUGCAUUAUCGCUUACAUAA
Leptopilina heterotoma is the source of this 666-nucleotide messenger RNA. RefSeq names its product venom acid phosphatase Acph-1-like. The transcript has 3 exons. Gene Ontology annotation, biological process: dephosphorylation. The coding region runs from base 1 to 666 and encodes 221 amino acids. Gene Ontology annotation, molecular function: phosphatase activity. Lineage: Eukaryota; Metazoa; Arthropoda; Insecta; Hymenoptera; Figitidae. The record is from RefSeq and is a predicted model, not a curated record.